AAAAUGCUAAUUAGCAUCAAAGUAAAAUCAUGCAAAAGUACAAUUCCCUGCAAGCUCCUGCAUGUCAUCUCUAGCUGACACCUUUGCUAACAGGUAUUAUGACAAUAUAAAACUUUGCACAAAACAGUUCACAGACUUGUGAAUUUAAAGACAUUUUAGCAAUUUUAGCAAUUUAUUCAUUACUACAUUUAGCUAACAUUAAAGUUAAUGCAGAGAUUCUUAUUUUUGCCUCGAUUCAGGAGUCCUCUGUCAGAGUCUAGGUGAUGUGGGUAAUGCGGAGUCAGGCGCAGGACACAGAGAUGAGUAAUAAUAGUAACUUUACUCAAAAAUAAUCUUCCAACAAGGAGAAUGAAAAUCCAGAAUCACAUAAACGAGACAACUGACAACAUUAAACACGCACAAAACCAUGAUGGCUCCAGAGGGUUAAAUAGGGAAAUAAUUCAAACGUAAUGGGAACCAGGUGUGUACAAUACAGACAAAACAAAUUGAAAAAUAAAUGUAGAUCAGUGGAGGCUAGAAAGCCGGUGACGUCGACCACCGAACGCUGGCUGAACAAGGAGAGGCACCAACUUUGGCGGAAUGGAGGAUUGGUUGAUUUCUAGUUUUUAAGUAUACGUUUUUUCAAGAUGAUUGACGUUCAACCCAUCGGGUAUCUCGCUUCACCGAUAUGUUAUGUCUUGAAAUAUGCAGACAGACAGAUUAAAGGUCAAUUUACACUUUCUAACUCCGCCCAUAACUUUUGGACUUCAUAGCAUUCCCAGAAGGCCUGGAUUAUUGAGUCAUUGUCAGUUUUACACUUAAGACAUGACUGCGGUUGUGCUGUCGAAUUUGUGAAUUUUGUAGAGUAAAUUCUAUACAUUAUACAUAAACUGGAUUAAGUGUACAUUUUCAUUUCCUGCAAUUUACCUAUCAUAUGAAUAUCCUUUUCUGUCUUAAAUAGCAUUCUCUCAAGAUUGCUCUGAUGUCCCAAAAUAUUUCAAAUACAGAUUUUGUGAUAUGAAACCUUUAAAUUAAUUUGAAAAUAGCUACAUUAGCCGGUCCAAAAUGUAUUUGGAAUUCUGUCAUGGAACUUUUUACAUUUCCUAUAACCAAGUCAUUUACCUGUAGUUUUCCAUGUGAACCAAUUUAUCAGUGAAUUCUGAAAAGCUAUUGAAGGAUUGUUCCAUAAGGUUGUGUUUUUAGGGAGUGAUAUUGUUUCUUGUAGAAUAUGUUUAAUUUUCUUCCAUAUUGUUAUAAUGUUCUUAACUAUGAAGUUGUUAAUGUUCUUAGAUUUAUCUUUUGAAAAUUGACACAUUAAAAGGUUUUGGGAAUUUGUAUGGCCAUCUUCAAUAUGUACCCAUUGUUCCUCUUUAGUUUAUUUAACUAUAUGUCGCAGGUAAAAGUCCUGGGUGGCGACUUGAUACAAUUUCAAGUCUGGAAGGUGAGAAUCUCUGGUAGUUUAACCUGUGAAACUCUGAGCUGUUGUUUUGGAACUUAAGUGGUACCCACUCUGUCAAUUUCAGUCAGAAAAUACAAAGUAAUACAAAAUACAAAGUACAUAUAAUUCUAAAGCAACAACACUUGUCUUUUCGCUGGGGAAGUCAUAAGAAUGCCCCCCCCCCUCCUCUACAGGCCAUAAAUCAUGCACUACAGCCAUAUUUAUAUGGUAUGCGAUGUAGGGAAAGUCACAGAAAGUGCAAAACUGUUGUAUGCAGGGUCAUCAUAAUGCAUUUCUUUUCCAUCAACAUUUAAUGUUAUAUUUACUCUCAUCCAGAGAAGUUUACAGGAGCAAUUAGGGUUAAGUGCAUUGCUCAAGGGCACAUCAACAUAUUUUUCACCUAGUUGUCUCUGAGAUUCAAACCAGUGACCUUUUGAUUCCUGGCCAAACGCUCUUAACCGCUAGGCUACCAGCCGCCCUGAUAUUAUCUUGAAUGCAUCCUCCAUAUGUGCCGCUGAUCUAUCUCACUCAUUUCAAAUGGGGGAAAAUACGUUUUAGAACUUGAAAGGCCUAAUCGCUCGGGUCAUUUUAUGAUGUCAGGCUUGAGAAUCCGUUCAGACAUUUUCGCACAGUGAGGUACUACCCAAACCAGAUCAAACCAGACACUUUUGGUUUCAAGUGGCCAAGUCACGUCAUGGACUAACUGGGAAUCAGACAUGAGAUCUAAUUGCAUCAGUGAAAAGGUUACGACUUCAGAUUUCUCCUCGUAUGUACAUCAUUCCUGUAAAACAAAAAAUGAAGGCAUGGCACUACGAUGAAAAUAAAACCUAAUAUAACUCAAACGGAAAGCAUUUGCAUUUUUGCGCAGUCAGCACAAUACAGAUUUGAUUUCAAACCUAGACUUUCAUAUCUCUUAUUCCUCGAGAUGGGGACAAUUUGUGUUUGUAGGAAUUAUAGAAUGCAAUCUAAAUAUAUCUAAUGAAGGUAGUUCAGAAUAUACAGUAUGUGUCGCUUAGAGAAUGCUAAAGAGUUUAACAGGUUAACCUAUUUCUUAGGCUAUUUUUGCACAUUUUGAUCUUGCCUAUGGUGGCAAAAUUGCUAAGACCCGGGGCAUCAAAGCGAGCUGUGUCACAUAUACCUACAAUAAUAUUGCGGGACUGCGGUCGGGUUGGAGACCAGUUCUUGCGGUGGGUUGGAGACCAGUUCUUGCGGUGGGUUGGAGACCAGUUCUUGCGGUGGGUUGGAGACCAGUUCUUGCGGUGGGUUGGAGACCAGUUCUUGCAGGUGGGUUGGAGACCAUUUCUUGCGGUGGGUUGGAGACCCGUUCUUGCUGUGGGUUAGACCAGUUAUUGCGGUGGGUUGGAGACCAGUUCUUGCGGUGGUUUGGAGACCAGUUCUUGCGGUGGGUUGGAGACCAGUUCUUGCGGUGGGUUAGACCAGUUAUUGCGGUGGGUUGGAGACCAGUUCUUGCGGUGGGUUGGAGACCAGUUCUUGCGGUGGGUUGGAGACCAGUUCUUGCGGUCGGGUUGGAGACCAGUUCUUGCGGUGGGUUAGACCAGUCCUUGCGGUGGGUUAGACCAGUUCUUGCAGUGGGUUGGAGACCAGUUCUUGCGGUGGGUGGAGACCAGUUCUUGCGGUGGAUUAGACCAGUUCUUGCGGUGGGUGGAGACCAGUUCUUGCGGUGGAUUAGACCAGUUAUUGCGGUGGAUUAGACCAGUUCUUGCAGUGGGUUGGAGACCAGUUCUUGCGGUGGAUUAGACCAGUUAUUGCAGUGGGUUGGAGACCAGUUCUUGCGGUGGAUUAGACCAGUGAUUGCGGGAGCAGGUGGGAGUCGGACAAGAAGUCAACAGGAGCAGGCGGGCGCUGUAUUAAAAUCAGUGGGAGCGGGCUGGAGCGGGAUGAAGAAAUCAGUCCUGUGCAGACCUUUAACCCAACACAGAUGAGCAUUGCAGAUUAUCUGACUGGCAUUUUUGGGCUGUUGUUAUCAGAAGGUUUUGCCAAAUAGAUCUGGUAAGAUCCAAGGAAAAAUGUAAUUGAAUAAAACUUCCAAGUAAAGUAUGGUGUAGAGGACUAUCCAAAUUACUGACCACGUGUCCUGCAGGCUGCAACCCUUUCUUAAGUGUGUUAUUGUAAUGUUUUACACAUUCGAAAGUCUAUCAGUCUGUCACACAAUGUUAUGCAAAUUAGUUGCUGUAUGUGAGGCAUGCUGGGGGAGAGUUUUGGUGAGGCAUUGUGUGGAAGAUAAGUGCUGGGGUGCACUGUCUGUGUUCAUCCAAAUAAAUGACAACUUGAUUAUUUUAUGGGAAAUCAGUGUCCUAGACUGUUUAAUCUAGUCAACAAACUCCUUGCGAUUUUCGGUGGUCUUACAGGCUCGUUACAGUAUGUUACCAGAUGGUGGUUGAAAGUUGUGGUGAUUCAUAUUAAAGGUGACUGGAAAGCCAACCUGACCUGUUUAGAACACGCACAGUCGGUCUCUCUCUCUCUCUCUCUCUCUCUCUCUCUCUCUCUCUCUCUCUCUCUCUCUCUCUCUCUCUCUCUCUCUCUCUCUCCAUCUAGCACUGGCACUAGCUGUUUAAGUCCAGACUUCACUUUCGCCUUGUCUGCAUCUAAACUUUCCUUUUCUGUGGAGUGUUACACCUGUUCUAACCUGCCUCAAUUACACCUUGUAGUUGAAUGGAAUUCUAAAAUAUAUUUUUUCCUGUCAAGUUAGAAUAAGGAUUCUUAUGAAAAUUAGAACAGUUGUCUGUUAAACACUGCCACAUCUUAGUUGUGCUUACUAUGAUGUCCUUUUAAUUCAGUGGUUUAUCCUCACGAGAGAUGUCCGUGUGUGUUUGUUUGGGGUUGGUAUGCUGCCUGUUGCUAUUGGUUGUUAUGAAUACACUGAUAAGCUGUUGUCGUAGUAUCUGAGCUACACCACACACACACACAGGGAGCCUGCCUGAGUUUGUUCCCUUGUCCUGGUAUGACCUCCGCCUUGCCGACACCACAUGGUCAUCUUUAGAGAGGAGAGAGAGAAGAGGGAGUUCUCUCUGAGAAGAGGCUGAGAAAGAGUGGGGAAAGGAAGAGAAGUUGCUGGGAGAGAGUGAAAGAGAGGCUAGAGGAUAGAAAAGGGGAGGAUAUGGGAGAGAUAUAGAUAGAAAUUACAGAGGGAACGAGAGAGAGAGAGAAAGAGAGGGAAAGUGAGAGAGAGAGAAGGGCUGGGUGUCUACUCGUCAGAGUCAGGGGUGUGUUUCUUCUCCACCCCAAACACACACAACUCGUGCCACUACUUCUGUAUGCCAGGGAGUAGAGAGUUACUGGAGCAGAACCACUGUGGGCUGGUGCUACACUCAUGCAGCAGUAGUCGACCACCUGACUGUGUUUUGGUGUUUCACAAUGCUGGGUUGGUUCAUUAGGGUACGAAACGGAAAACGUCUGAAAACAUUUUGCAACAGAAAACGUACAUUUGGGUUUAUUGUAAAAGUGUAGGUAGUCCGUCCUUUUUUCAGUCCAUUUUCUUCCGUUUCGUGCCUAAUGAACACAAGCCCGGAAAGUGUGGCAUGGCUUAGGGCGAAUUCUGUCAUGGUUUGUGUACAUUGAGUUAGUUGGAGAAAUCACAGCUUAGGGAAAUCACAGCCCCAAAUCACAGCUUAGGGAAAUCACAGCCCCAAAUCACAGCUUAGGGAAAUCACAGCCCCAAAUCACAGCUUAGGGAAAUCACAGCCCCAAAUCACAGCUUAGGGAAAUCACAGCCCCAAAUCACAGCUUAGGGAAAUCACAGCCCCAAAUCACAGCUUAGGGAAAUCACAGCCCCAAAUCACAGCUUAGGGAAAUCACAGCCCCAAAUCACAGCUUAGAUAAUAAAAAUACUCUGCAACUCUCGUCUUGUUAUAAAACUGAUACUUUUAAUAUAUAUAUAUUUUUAAGAUUGACGUUUGCUCAUAGCGUUAUGACACAGUGUUCAUAAAAAGCUAGCGUAACGUGACUAUAGAGGCUAGGACAAGUGUUUGUAGUUUGAACUAUGAGGUGACUUGGAGGAAUCAUUGGAGCUAUGACUGAUGCCAGACAGACAGGAGUGUGUGCUUUGCAUUACAGUCAGGGUCCAUUAAGAUGCUAAAUAAUUAUACCAGUGAUUUGAAUUCAGUCAUAUGUUCUUGUUGUCUCUCAUGCAAUAUCAUCUCAGAGUGAUUGUAUUUUCUGUCUAACUCUGACCCUGUCUACUUCUGUAUGAAUAGAAUACAAUAGAAAACAAUAUAAUACAUGUGUUAGGCCUAAUUUUGUUAAUCAACUUUUCCAUAAUGUUGAAUACGCCAUUAAUAAACAUAUUAAUAAAUAACAUGUUGUUUCCCACACCCAGUUUGUGAGUGGCAUUUAAAGGGUUAAUAUCUCAGACAGACACAGCUCAGUGGACACAUCUAUCUCUUCUUCCUCAGCUCAGCUCCAGUCUGGUGCGUCUACGUUGUCCAGUCCACAGUUUGUGUGUGUCCCCCGUUCGUAGGGGCUAGAGUAAAAGCCCACAUAGGAGCUCCUUUGUUUAGGAGGGACUAGGCAUGGGAGAUCAUUUACAAGCCGCUGACGCCCUCACCCCAUUGGCUGGCGGGGCUCAGUCUGUGUCUGCGAGAGGCAUGCCGUGUGUGCGUGUGUGUGUGUUUACGUGAGUGUGUGUGUAUGUCUGUGUUCGUGUCUGCGGCAACAGCAGUUCUCUACACAGUGUCUCACAGGCAGACAGGCAGGCAGCCUCUCUCUGCUCUGGCGAUGGUAGUGGAGAGCUCAGCUCGCCCUCCUCUCAGAGACGGCUGUUAUAGUAGCCUGCUAUUCUUCUAUCUAGAGCUGAGGGGAGCAAAGCAAAGCAAGAUGGCUACCGGUACCUUGUAGGAAUAUAAUACUACCCAAACUGGAGGUUCUGCCUCUGAGGACAGACAAGGUGGCGUGCAAGGACGUGGCCAAAGGAGCGUUAAAGAAACCAGUUUCCACGGUGGUUCCAGAGGGCGUCGCAAUAAAUGGCAGAAGCCCUGUCCAGAUGGUAAAGGAAAGCUAUACGGCAGAGGAGGAGUGUCACAUACCUCCCACACACCCCCAGACACACCCUCACACACACCCUCCCCACGCCCACACUCUCACCCCAAUCCUAGAUGGCCGACCAGCAGUACUUAUCAAGAGAGAGCCUGGCCUGGAGGACACCAACGAUGCACUUCUUCUGCAACACCACUACUCUUCAUCUUUUCACAAUGGUGCUGACGAAAACCUGUCUAAAACCAACACUGCUCCAGUGUCACCAGAUUCCCAAAAGACUACAAGACUAUUAGAGUCCCAAAGGACUACAAAAACCACAUACCCCAAAGGCAGCUCUGAGCCCAAUGAUGCACUUCCGGAUGACACCAUGACCGUUCCUCUGAAGAAGAUAAAGUUGGAGGAGUCGUGGGUGUGGUCUACAGAGCAGUCCUCCACCCUACUAGGGGGCAAUGAUGACGAUGUCUAUGUGGACGCUCUGUCCACACUAGCAGCAGUUGUAUGUUUCUCUAUCACAGAUAGGAAGGGGCUGGAGGACAAGCUGUUUAGCUCCCGUUCCCCGGUGCUACACUCGUUAAAAACAGAGCCGGAUGACUUUAAGGUAGACCUACUCCUGAGAAGCACUCCCAUCAGUCCACGGAAAGCUCUUGACAUUAUUGUCAAACGAGAGCAACCCUCUCCAGAUCUCUCUCUGCCAAGCAUCCAGUCGUUGGUGCAAGAGAGGAAUAUUAGCAAUGACCAAGCUAUUGCUAUCGAGGCGCUAACCUUACUGGCAUCUAUCCCCCAAAACCCCCCAGAACCCUUUAGAAUGGACGCACAUGGUCAAAACCCCACCACAUCUUCCAUGCACUUAUCCAGUAGAAACACCUCUCUCCAGGAUGUCAAACCCCCUACAGGUUUCCUCCCCAACAAAGUUCUAAUCAUCAGCUCCCCUCUGCACCAGACCUCAGUCAUACGCUCCCCUCUGCACCAGACCUCAGUCAUCAGGUCCCCGGUGGCCAGACAGAGUCUUGUCAUCCAGUGUCAUUCCCGUAGCCCCGCAGCCACUGGCAAGCUGUCCCUACAGGACCUGCUAGAAGCCAGCUCGGACUGUGGCAGACUUCCCUACGACAGCACCGAGAGAGCAGGACAACACCUGUACAGGAGAGCAGACCAAGACCUUAGUUCUCACCAUAACAGGUCCGAAGGCACUUUCAGAGAGCGGAAAGACAUGGAGAGGAAUAGUAAGGAAACAACAGAGAGGACGGUGGGUAAGAGCGGGAGGAACAGGGAUGAGGAAGAGGUGGCGGCUCAACUGGCCGAGUUGGCAUUCAUCAUCCAAUCACGUCACAAGCAGCAGGGUUUCCAACCCUCCCAGCACUCUGAGAACAACCCUCCCAGAGGAACGCCAGUCUCGGCCAUCAAGUACAACUACAAUUCCCAGCAUGCACCACCCAACAACAAGAAAAUCCCUGUGAGGAAACCAAGUUCCACACCUUCCAAACCUAGGAAGAAGAAGGGGAUGGAAGGGGUUGAAGAGGAGGGCUACAACCCCAACAACAAGAUCCCCAUGUCCAAAAGGACACCCAACGGCAAGACCCCCCACAGAGCCAGGGUCCAGAAGGUUCUGCCCCAGCCGAAGACAUUGUCGCUCAGCCACAAGAGGAGCCUGUUCCUGCCUCAGACUCAAAUGGAUCUAAAGAGAUACCUGGCUGAGGCUCAGGAGGAACAACGGCAGCUCUUUUACUACAGCAACAGCCACAGUGGGGUCAAAUACCACAAAACCUCUGGAGCCGUCAUUCGUGGUCUAGGUUAUGGUCAUGACAACCAACAGUGGUCGCAUUUGAACGGUCACCACAAUGGUCCUCUGAACGGUCACCUGGACCCUUUACAGGGACAAGGAGUUGGACAGGGACAUGAGUGUGAAAGACGAUUGUAUUCUCAGGUAUCGCAGCCCUACGUUUGGCAGCAGCACGGUGCUAACCUAAAGGCUAGCUCCACCAACCCCAGUUUCACCAGUUUAGACUCUAACAACCACAGAACUGGGUUGAACCAUAGUUUACCCAACGGCUACUCCUCUGGGGGUCAACGGCAGGGGUAUUACAAGGUGGAGAAGUCUGGUCCGGUCACCAUCUUGUCCACGUCAACUGAUGGUGCUUUGGACCUAUCAGAGGAGUUGACGCCAACCAAACACAACGUAAACAGCUUCCUGGAAUCACCCCUCAUAUUCCUGGACACGCCCACUAAGAACCUGCUCAACACCCCCUCUAAGAAACUCUCUGAGAUCCCCUCCUGUGGCUGCAUGGAGCAAAUCAUAGAGAAGGAGGAGGGUCCGUACUACACUCAUCUUGGUGCUGGACCCAGUGUGUCAGCCGUCAGAGAGAUGAUGGAGAACAGGUAUGGAGAGAAAGGGCAGGCAGUAAGGCUGGAGGUGGUGGUGUACACUGGGAAAGAAGGACGCAGUUCCCAGGGUUGUCCCAUCGCCAAGUGGGUGAUCCGUCGGGGGAGUGAGGAGGAGAAGCUGCUGUGUCUGGUGAGACACCGGGCAGGGCACCGCUGUGAGAGUGCCGUGGUGGUGAUCCUCAUCCUGGCAUGGGAGGGCAUCCCCCGGGGCGUGGCAGACAGUCUGUACCAAGAACUCACUCAGACCCUCUGUAAAUACGGCUCCCCCACCAGUCGACGCUGCGCCCUCAACGAGGAUCGGACGUGUGCGUGCCAGGGUUUGGACCCAGACACUUGUGGCGCCUCGUUCUCCUUCGGCUGCUCCUGGAGUAUGUACUUCAACGGCUGCAAGUUCGCCCGCAGCAAGAUCCCCCGAAAGUACCGCCUGCUGGGAGAUAUGCCACAGGAGGAGGAGAAGCUGGAGAAUCGGCUGCAGAACCUGGCUACAGACCUGGGUCCUGUCUACCAGAGACUGGCCCCGGAGGCUUUCCAAAACCAGGUGGAUCAGGAGCAGGCGGGCCAGGACUGCAGGCUGGGUCGGAGGGCGGGCCGACCUUUCUCCGGGGUCACGGCGUGUGUGGAUUUCUGUGCCCACGCUCACAAAGACACACACAACAUGAACAAUGGCAGCACUGUGGUUUGCACUUUAACCAAGGAGGACAACCGUGCGGUGCGUAACGUCCCUGAGGACGAACAGCUCCACGUCUUGCCCCUUUAUAAGAUCUCACAGAGGGAUGAGUUUGGCCGUGCCGAUGGCCAGUGGGCCAAGAUCCAGACUGGGGCCCUGCAGGUGCUCUCAGCCUUCCCCAGAGAGGUGCGUCUGCUGGCUGAGCCGGUGAAAUCAGCCCGUAAGAGGAAGCAGGAGGCCAAGCUGAAGGCCCAGGCUGACAAACAAGCUGCAGCUCAGGACAGGAAGCCUGGACAGAGUCCACUAACCCCGGGCAAGGUCAAGACUGCCAACAAAGGUUUGAAAAGUGCUUCUUCAGCAGAUCAGUCCCCCUUGUUCAAAAAAGAGCCUCAGUCCUUCAGCUCUUACAGACCAGGAAAUGUGGGUGCGUAUGUACCAGACUCUAACUCCCCUAGCGCUUACAACCACAGCACCCCCACCUACCCCACUCCUCCUGGAAGAUCAACACCAGGGAUGGAGUCUCUUUCCCCCCAUCGCCCCGGCCUGCCUGCCCCCCAGUACAGAGGGCCACCAGGGACCCAGAGCAAUGGUUCCCCAUUCCAUUACAAGACAAUGGAAGAGGCUGUGGCUGUGAAUGGUUACUCCCCAGGACUCAGCAGAAAGCAGCUGGUGGACCCUGACACAUGUCGGACCCCCCCAGGAAUGCCCCGGGGUGGCGACUACUCCCCCAGGAUUUUUAAAACGGAGCCCAACAAGGUGCACUGCUCCCCUCUCCUCAGACCCCCUCACAGCCACAGCACUCCUCCUCCCUCCUCCUCCACCCACACCCACCCAGAGGGCCUCCACAGCAGGCUCAAUGGUCUCCUCAGGGCGAAGGCGGAGCUGGGAGUCAAGGACGAAGUUAGAGGUCAUGUAGGUCAUGUUAUUCCGCACAGUGUCCCCCAUCCUCCUCAUCAGGCCCCUUCCCCUCUCUUCCCCAACCCAAAAGAGGUCAAACAGGAACAGGAAGAGGUGUGGUCGGACAGCGAGCACAACUUCCUGGACAGUGAUAUCGGUGGGGUGGCGGUGGCUCCCUCCCACGGUUCCAUCCUGAUCGAAUGCGCCCGCCGAGAGCUCCAUGCCACCACACCCAUCCUCCGGCCCGACCGCAGCCACCCCACCCGCAUCUCCCUGGUCUUCUACCAGCACAAGUCCCUCAAUGAGCCCGACCACGGCCUGCACAUGUGGGAGGCCAAGAAGGCCCGGAGGGAGCGGGAGAGAGAGGAGGAGGCUGAGAGGCUGGGGAUGGGCCUAGACCUGGAAGAGGUUAGCCCGGUCAAGGGGAAGAGGGGGAAUGGGGCCGGCAGUGAGAGUGUGGAGCCUGAGGAGGAGGUAGAGGAGGAGGGCCCGGAGGAGAAGAAGGGUGUGUUGACAGUUCCUACCCGGAAGGCGGUGACUGUCCCACGGGAUGGGGUGGUCACUGUUUCCCCUUAUGCUCUGACACAGGUCACGGGCCCUUACAACCGCUGGACAUGAGAUGAUACUGUUAUGUACACACACAGACACAUACAACAAAUACAUUUGAACACACACCACCCUGUGCUACUGCCUUACCUCAAUCAACAUUACACUUCUAGUCUCGUUAUGUGUUAUUUCAUUGUGUUACUUUUUCUAAUGUAUGUCUGUUUAUUUUUAUUUCUCUUUGUCUCUGCUUUCAAAGUGAUGAGGAAGACUAUCAUUUGUGGGGUUUUAACUGUGAGUUUUGGUAUUUGAUGAUAAAACAUUUUGAUCUGGUUUUUCAUGUAAAGAGAUGGUGCACAGAACCAAUUUUUUAAACUGGUUUUAUAUAGGAAUUGAUUAAUAGGAACAAACAAGAUGUGAUUAUUUAUUCUGAUUAUUUUUGUACUUUUUUUGGUGCAAGGCUAUUUACUGCAAUUUUACUGUCAACCAGCAUUUUACACUAGUAAACACUCAUGUUAAGUCUCUGAGUGCUCUUUUCACAAGAGGAGUUUUAUCAAUGAUUGAUUUAUAUAAUGGUGCCAUUUGUAGCAGCAACUUUUGAUAAACAGACCACAUAUUACACAGUAUGUAGUUUUAUGUGAAAAGAAUGAACACAUGUAGCAUGGUGCUUUUCCUUCCCUUCCCUGUUCCUCUAUUGGUAGUCAUGAAGGAACAGUACUUCCCCGUUCCUCUAUUGGUGGUCAUGAAGGAACAGUACUUCCCCGUUCCUCUAUUGGUGGUCAUGAAGGAACAGUACUUCCCCGUUCCUCUAUUGGUGGUCAUGAAGGAACAGUACUUCCCCGUUCCUCUAUUGGUGGUCAUGAAGGAACAGUACUUCCCCGUUCCUCUAUUGGUGGUCAUGAAGGAACAGUACUUCCCCGUUCCUCUAUUAGUGGUCAUGAAGGAACAGUACUUCCCCGUUCCUCUAUUGGUAGUCAUGAAGGAACAGUACUUCCCCGUUCCUCUAUUGGUAGUCAUGAAGGAACAGUACUUCCCCGUUCCUCUAUUGGUGGUCAUGAAGGAACAGUACUUCCCCGUUCCUCUAUUGGUGGUCAUGAAGGAACAGUACUUCCCCGUUCCUCUAUUAGUGGUCAUGAAGGAACAGUACUUCCCCGUUCCUCUAUUAGUGGUCAUGAAGGAACAGUACUUCCCCGUUCCUCUAUUGGUAGUCAUGAAGGAACAGUACUUCCCCGUUCCUCUAUUGGUGGUCAUGAAGGAACAGUACUUCCCCGUUCCUCUAUUGGUAGUCAUGAAGGAACAGUACUUCCCCGUUCCUCUAUUGGUGGUCAUGAAGGAACAGUACUUCCCCGUUCCUCUAUUGGUAGUCAUGAAGGAACAGUACUUCCCCGUUCCUCUAUUAGUGGUCAUGAAGGAACAGUACUUCCCCGUUCCUCUAUUGGUGGUCAUGAAGGAACAGUACUUCCCCGUUCCUCUAUUAGUGGUCAUGAAGGAACAGUACUUCCCCGUUCCUCUAUUGGUGGUCAUGAAGGAACAGUACUUCCCCGUUCCUCUAUUAGUGGUCAUGAAGGAACAGUACUUCCCCGUUCCUCUAUUAGUGGUCAUGAAGGAACAGUACUUCCCCGUUCCUCUAUUGGUAGUCAUGAAGGAACAGUACUUCCCCGUUCCUCUAUUGGUAGUCAUGAAGGAACAGUACUUCCCCGUUCCUCUAUUG
Oncorhynchus kisutch (coho salmon) is the source of this 12606-nucleotide messenger RNA. RefSeq names its product methylcytosine dioxygenase TET1. Gene Ontology annotation, molecular function: DNA 5-methylcytosine dioxygenase activity; zinc ion binding; DNA binding. Gene Ontology annotation, biological process: chromosomal 5-methylcytosine DNA demethylation, oxidation pathway; positive regulation of transcription by RNA polymerase II. Gene Ontology annotation, cellular component: nucleus. The transcript has 11 exons. The record is from RefSeq and is a predicted model, not a curated record. Bases 6417 to 10970 code for a protein of 1517 amino acids. Lineage: Eukaryota; Metazoa; Chordata; Actinopteri; Salmoniformes; Salmonidae.